Molecule: messenger RNA, 3417 nt
Organism: Nannizzia gypsea CBS 118893
Lineage: Eukaryota; Fungi; Ascomycota; Eurotiomycetes; Onygenales; Arthrodermataceae
Exons: 2
Coding region: 1-3417 (1138 amino acids)
Biological process (GO): lipid metabolic process
Source: RefSeq, a predicted model, not a curated record
AUGCCCGCGCAUGGCCACCCUGCCCAGGCAUCAGCGGCAUCGGUGACCAAGUGGAAGAAGCCCCAGGGAGCUCGUCCGUCCAGCAGCACGCUUUUACCGUCCCCUGUUGCGUCCCUGGUCAGCUUGGUGACGCAGUCGACCUCCCUCUCUUUGCGGCUGUGGACGUAUCUGGGUAGUUUUGUGAUAAAUAGUGCUAGAGCAACGACUCUCACCGGGUUAGAGCUAAGCAGGGCCGUGGUAGAGGGUAUCCUUAUCCGGGCCGGUCGAGAUGUGGUCUCUCGGAGCAGUGACGAGCACGGAAGAUCGGAGGCAGAGUCACUCUUGGAGCGAAGCCUGGCAACUCUGCACACGACCAUUACUUCCGCUUCAUUCUUCGCCUCCGCCAGCUUCCAUCUUUCCUCAGUCACCCUCUCUUCGGUGACAUCAUUCUCUCAGACGCUUCUUUCGACACUCGAUGCCAUUCUUGGAUCUACCGAGUCAUCUAGGGCAAUCGCCUCGAUCAUUACUCUCAUUCGACGUGAAUUUCGCAAUCCCGAGGUGAUUCCGCUUGGAGAGACGGUUGGUGUUGGAGACUUGCUUGUUGGCUCCGUAGGAUUUGUUCUAUUGCAACGAUGGGGCCGUAGACAGACGGACAAGGAAACUAGGCAGAACGGGAAUGAGGAAACCAUAUGGGACGUUGUCAUCCUCGACAAUGGCCUGAGAGCUGACGUUGUUGGGACUCACCAAACGGCGUUUGGGGAAGAAAUAGAUGGAGGUGAUUCUUCGUCCUUACGACCCUCAUCUUUCCUUUUACCUGAUACCAACGGAAAUGAGAGUCUAGAUGCAGUUGAACGAGGGAACCUGUCUUUCAGCCACCUCAGUCAUCUGGUUCCCCACGUAUCUCUUCCCUCAGAUCGCCAACAUGAACUUGCGGAUGAUGAGAUUCGCCGUUAUAUUGCAGAGCAGCUGCCACGAGGUUGCCACGCAACCAUAAAGCUUGAUACGGUCACCGCCCGGACAAUCACUGUAGACGUUUUCGACUCAGGCCGUGUCAACAUCUCUCCUCCGCCUGGAACUACAAAGAUUGAGGAAAGGGUACAGCCGGAAUACAAUAAUGCAAUUAUUGGCUCGGAAUUGACGGGUGAAACUCUCCCGAAACACACAAUUGUUUUUAGGACGGUGUCGAACUCCUUCCAGGACUCAGAGUUACGGAUGCCUUCCCAAGUGGCCUCACCAGACGCCCAUUACGGUUGGCCUCAGGUAGAUUCCAGGGAGAAUACCCCCAAUGAAGAUUCGAGGUUCACACCGUCGGCUAGUAUUGAGACUAGCCCCGAGAUGCGGCCAAAGCGUGCUCAUCGGCGCCGGAGGACUUCUGCAUCAGACACGAGCGGUUCUGAGACUCCAAGAAGUGUUAGAACUAGAUCUUUCGCACGCAUAACUAGCAAAGUGAAGGCUAACGCAGAGGAAAAACCCGCGGGUGGAUUGACAAAGAAGUUAUCGAAUGUAACGCAGAGCAACCCAACUAUAAGUGCAUUUCACGAAACCAGGAGCCGGCACAAAAAUGAGUUAAAAAAAUCAUUAAGCUCCAGCAAAGAAAGGGAGGAGAAGAAUACCUCUGCUGUAAAAAAUAAGGCAGUGAUGUCAGAUGCCACAAAUAGAAUCAGGCCACUAUCCCCUAAGAAAGAGAAAUCUUCUCCAAGGAAGACUGAACGCGAAGCCAGCUCCAAUGAGGCCAGUUCCGGGAAUCAGCUGGCAUCCAGCCGCUACUUACUUCGCGAGAAAGGCUCGGAGUCGUUCACUCACUCGGAUGCCUACUCCAUUCGAUCCCCAGAGACACAGCCUGGCUCCCCAUCUCUUUCCAGGGAACAUAUUCGCAGCAACUCUUCCUUGUCAAAGGCUAGGUCGGAGAAAGAUAUGUCUCUUUUUCUCAACUUCGCCAGCCGCCCUGGCACCCCGAUGAUGUCUCGGCGCAACUCUUCCAAAUCUGCUGUUCCUAGCCUUUACUCCAUUGCUACAGGAUCCGAAACCUCGCUCCUACUAGCACCUCGAACAGGGAAGAGUGCAUAUGACGACAAUUCCGCACUUUCAUCCCUUUCACGCACUGGGUAUGUUCCCGGGCUCUAUCCAUCAAAUAACUUGGUGCGGAACAUACGUCGUUUCUCUCGUUUUUCAUCUGCAUCAUACGGGUCAAAUUUCUUAAGGAUAAUGGGCAUUUCUAAUGCCACUACUCAGCUGCACCCUGAAGACCCAGUAGAUCAUCACGAGCAUAAUUCAUUUUCAGACUACACAGGGUUACCGACAUCAACCAUCCUACUUUCAUCGUUUGUUGACACAGCUGGUGGCACUAAUUCUGCAGGUAUUACUUCCGAAGGGUUCCCUUUAGUCCAUUACCUAUCAUUGGACCAUGAGUCCAAAGCCGCUGUCUUAACACUGAGAGGCACAUGGGGCUUUGAAGAUAUCCUUACUGAUAUGACAUGCGAUUAUGACGAUAUAAUUUGGCUCGGGAGGACAUACAAGGUCCACAAAGGCAUGUUAGCCUCGGCAAGACGUCUUCUGGAAGGUGGUGGAGGCAAGGUCAUGGCCACUAUUAAAUCGGCUCUUGAAGAAUUUCCAGAUUAUGGCGUUAUUUUCUGCGGCCACUCCCUCGGAGGUGGAGUAGCCGCUAUUCUCGCAACACUUAUGUCACAACCCCAACAUCCUGACCUGCCUGGCCCGUCAUUUGUCACAUCAUCAUCGCAACAGGCCAUUACUGGGUUACUCCCCGCCACUACCAAUGAAGGCACGCAGAAUAUCCAUCAACAAACGGGCCAAUAUUCAUUACCUCCUGGACGACCUGUUCAUGUAUAUGCAUUCGGCCCACCUGCUGUCAUGAGCCCACAACUCCGUCUUGCCACCCGCGGAUUGAUAACAACAAUAGUUAAUGGGCAUGAUGUUGUCCCGACCCUUUCUCUAGGUGUAUUGCAUGACUUCCACGGCGUGGCCCUGUCGUUCAAGCGCGAUGUCGCCGACGCUAAGUCUCAAGUCAAAGCCAGGGUGUGGGAUGCAAUCACGCGCAGCAUUGCUAACAAGCUAAACAUGGAUAACCCAUCUUCAAUACACGCUGGUGACGGUCUAGGUGAAGACUCGUGGGCAUGGAACACCCUUAAAUCCCUGCGGGAAGGCCUCACAGCUACAAAACUGUUGCCCCCUGGCGAAGUAUUCGUUGUUGAAACAAUGCGUGUUCUCCAGCGAGACGCCUUCUCAGGAGAUAUGGUUGCAGGAGAUGGCUAUCCUCGCCUCGGGCGGCCCGCCACCCGGGUUCAAUUAAAAUACAUCCGAGACGUGGAAAAGAGGUUUCGGGAGGUCAAGUUUGGCUCCGGUAUGCUAUUGGAUCAUAGUCCAGCAAGGUACGAGUCAAGUCUGGCGAUCCUAGCUCGAGGAGUCCUUGAAGAUGAGUGA